AUGGUGUUCAACGUCGCGUCGGAGAAGGAGCUCCAGCACAUCCUGAGGGCGCAUCCGCAGACCGUGGUCCACUUCUGGGCCCGGUGGUGUGAGCCAUGUGCUUUCCUGGACACCGUCCUGGAAGCCAUCGUCUCCGACGCCCCCUCCCUCGCCGUGGUCCGUGUUGAGGCAGAGGAGUUGCCCGAGCUGUCUGAGCGCUACGACGUCUCCGUGGUGCCCUACUUUGCCUUCUUCAAGGAUGGCCAGCUGGUGGACACCCUGGAGGGCGCCUCCGCCGCCGACCUCUCCUCCAAGGCCCUGGCCCUGGGUGCCAGGGCGUCGAUGCCUAGCAACGGCACCCCCGCCACCGAUGCCGCAGUCGCAGCCAUUGCCCCAGUGACAAAAGCAGCGCCUGCCGUGGCAGGCGACGAGCGCCUGCGGGUCCUGGUCCAGCGCAGCCCCAUCAUGCUCUUCAUGAAGGGCUCCCCCGACGCCCCCCAGUGCGGCUUCUCCGCCAAGGUCGUGGCAGCAUUGCGCGCCGUGGGAGCGGACUUCGACUCCUUUGACAUCCUGGGCGACGCUGGGGUGCGCCAAGGCCUCAAGGCCUACUCCAACUGGCCCACCUUCCCGCAGCUCUACGUGGCGGGGGAGCUCCUGGGCGGCUGCGACAUUGUCCUCGAGCUGGCCGCCAGCGGCGAGCUGGCCGCUGAGCUGGCGGCUGCGGGCGCGCCAGGGGACGCGGACCGCACCGCGCAGCUCACGGCGCUAGUCAACUCCUCCCCCAUCAUGCUCGUCAUGAAGGGCACGCCGGAGGAGCCACGCUGUGGGUUCAGCCGCAAGGUCGUGGACGCACUGAGGAGCACCGGGACGGCGUUCGGGACCUUUGACAUUCUGUCCGACCAGGACGUUCGAGCACGUCUCAAGCUAUAUGUCAAGGGACAGCUACUGGGAGGCUGCGACAUCGUGCUCGAGAUGGCUGCAGAUGGCAGCCUCAAGGAAACCAUUACGGAGAUGCUGGCGUGA
This is a messenger RNA of Auxenochlorella protothecoides, 1002 nucleotides long. Its product is annotated as Monothiol glutaredoxin-S17. Bases 1 to 1002 code for a protein of 333 amino acids. NCBI's taxonomy places the organism in Eukaryota, Viridiplantae, Chlorophyta, Trebouxiophyceae, Chlorellales, Chlorellaceae. The transcript is spliced from 5 exons. The record is from RefSeq and is a predicted model, not a curated record.